This is a messenger RNA of Meira miltonrushii, 1686 nucleotides long. RefSeq lists its product as uncharacterized. The record is from RefSeq and is a predicted model, not a curated record. Bases 138 to 1565 code for a protein of 475 amino acids. Lineage: Eukaryota; Fungi; Basidiomycota; Exobasidiomycetes; Exobasidiales; Brachybasidiaceae. The transcript has a single exon. Gene Ontology annotation, molecular function: nucleotide binding.
GUCAACACUCCACUCCCUGGCAAUCGAGUAUGUACAUGCUAUUAUAUACUUUGGAAAGCAUUAAUCUUCUCGUCAUAUUGUAAACACCAUCACAUCUCUCCCUCUCUUUCUUCUUGACACCGUCAAAGAUCAUCAUCAUGAUGCGUGCUUCACUUCCAUUGCGUCGUGGUAUGCCCACUUCGGUUCUUGGAUCCGUGUCGGCCAAUUUGGCACGUCCAUCUUCCGUUUUGGCAGCUCCUUCUGCUUCUAAAUUCACCUCUUUGCAAUCAAACAAAGCUCCUUCGAAUUUAUCAAAAAGAUUCUACUCUUCCAAAACUCCCAACGAGAUCGCAUCUGAAGCACAAGCAGAUUUUGAUCCUCAUGCAAUUACUGCUAUGGACAAACAAUCACCACCUGAACCAGGAGCUGAUUUUAACGUAGUAAUCGUAGGUGCAGGUAAUAUCAACUUUGGUUCAGAUGAAGGACCAUGGAAUCACUCUUUCCGUUUGGAACACAAGCUUGGUCCACGUCUCAAAGUUGUCGGUCUCAUCGAUCCUUCUGCCGAUCGUGCCGAAAAGGUUUUGGAUGUUAAACGUAAAUCUUUCGUAUUGAGCGCAUACAAAGAUACAAUCGUUUACCCUACCUUUGCUGAUUACGUUCGCAACCGUGAUCCUGCAAAACCACCUCAUGCAUUCUGGGUUGGUUCUCCUCCUGCUUUCCGUGGUCGUGAAGAAUCAGGUCGCGAUUUGGAAAAAGCAUUGGUUGAAGCUUUCCCAAACGCUGGAAUCUUUAUCGAAAAGCCAGUUUCAACUGGUCCAGUUGAUGAAGCAUUUGCCAUUGCUGAACGUCUCAAGAGCGCUGGAAACAUUGUUUCAGUUGGUUACAUGUUGCGUUAUUUGAAGGUCGUUCAAAAGAUGAAACAAAUCUUGGAAGAGAACAAUCUCAAGGUCAUGGCCACAAAUGCACGUUAUAUCAUGGCAUACGAACAUACAGCCAAAUUGGAUUGGUGGGACAAAUCUCAAACUUGCGGUCCAAUCGUUGAACAAGCAACCCAUUUCUGUGAUCUUUCACGUUAUUUCGGUGGUGAAGUUGACCUUGAUUCCGUUUUGGCUCACUCUUUGGAACACUUUGAGCCUGCCGGUCAUUUGAGACGUGUCCCUGUUCCCGAAGAAACCAUUGCACCUGAACAACGUAUUCCACGUAUCACAUGUGCAACCUGGAAAUACACUUCAGGUGCAGUAGGAUCUUUGACCCAUGCCGUUGCUUUACACGGUUACAAUUACUCUACCGAAUUGGACAUUAUCGCUGACGGUCACAGUUUGCGUUUAGUGGACCCUUACAACGCUCCUGUUCUCUACUUCCGUCGUCCAGGUGACGAUCACGAAGAAGUUGUUCGUUAUCAAAGCGAUGAUCCUUUCUUCUCUGAAGUUUCAAAUUUGAUCGAUAAUAUCGAAUUGGGACCUGGAUCUGCACCAAUCCUUUCUUCUUAUGAAGAUGCCGUAAAGACAUAUGCUCUUACAUGGCAAAUCCGUAACCGAAGUGAAGAGCAAGUUCGCAAGUUAGGCAAAGGACCUGCCAAUUUCUAAAUUGAUUGACUAUCACUAUCCUUCUCUUUUUUGGCUCCUAGAACAGCAUUGACAUCAUUAAAGUUUUGUAGUAAACCCGUCGUAAAGGAUGAGAAUCUAUAUAUGCAUCAGUAAUUGAAAA